Molecule: messenger RNA, 903 nt
Organism: Blumeria graminis f. sp. triticale
Lineage: Eukaryota; Fungi; Ascomycota; Leotiomycetes; Helotiales; Erysiphaceae
Source: the annotation of a GenBank genome assembly
AUGAGAUAUCCACAUCAUGCCGUUGGAGGCCAGUCUACAUGGCUAAAAGCCGUGUUUAUUAUACUUCUUAUCUCAGCCCCUGCCUCAUCAAUGACAAGUAGAAUAAAAGUAACAACUGAGCCUGGAUAUCAUUGUGCAUAUAAAAUAUAUCCACACAGUGUAGUUGAAACGACUCGUCUGGUAGCUUGCAGAGGAUUCACGUCAACAAACUCUUGCGCGAGACGACCCCUCGUAUAUUUUGAAGACAGUGAAUUUGAAAACAUGAUAUUUGAAUGGUCUAUUCCUUUGGUUGCAACUAUGGAUUCUAGAGGCAGAAGAAGAACAUAUGCAGACAAAAUAACUUUUAACAAUAGCUGCGAACUGAAAGAUCUGCUUUAUUAUGACAAUGCCUCAGCUCAAUUUGUGCCAUGUGUAAAUGUACCCGAGGUUUCGAAAAGUACAACUUCUGGGAUAGGCCAAGUCCUCACAGAACCUUUAGUUAAAUGCGGAUCAUUAUCAUGGGAGUUAACAGAGAUUCAACAAGACGCCAGAAAUCAAUUAUACCAAACCAUGCAUUCGUUUGAUGAAGUGGAGUUCUCAUCUAGUAAGAUUGAUGGUCCAUGGAAGAGUACCUUUUUGAGCAAAAGAGUAACUGUAGACGGUAAAGCACAAUAUGUAAGAUACGAAGUUAUAUUAAAUAAUCAAAAUGAAGUCCGUGGUAUAGCCAUUAUGCAUAAUAUAAGCCUAAGAAUACCCGUAACCCGCAAAUUCAUCCGACAGUCAAGUGAACAGAACAAGUCGACACCAAUGCGGGAAAAGAAAAGUAUCAAACUAGAAUGCUUAUUUGACGGAGCAUUCCCACUUUUUCCUGAUAGUCGGAUAUCGGAUCAACCAAGCCCUAAAAGACGAAAGAAUUUAGAGUAG